Messenger RNA from Exophiala mesophila, 1136 nucleotides. RefSeq names its product glycine cleavage system H protein. Gene Ontology annotation, biological process: glycine decarboxylation via glycine cleavage system; protein lipoylation. NCBI's taxonomy places the organism in Eukaryota, Fungi, Ascomycota, Eurotiomycetes, Chaetothyriales, Herpotrichiellaceae. Gene Ontology annotation, cellular component: mitochondrion; glycine cleavage complex; cytoplasm. The coding region runs from base 187 to 711 and encodes 174 amino acids. The record is from RefSeq and is a predicted model, not a curated record. The transcript has 3 exons.
GCGAACGGAUAUGUCACCGCAGGUCGCAUCUGAAGGUUUUGUGCAAAGUUGAAACCACCAAGCCAUAGAGCCAGGAGCAAUCCCCCCAAGGCGAUUCCCUACUGUAAUUGCUAACUGCUGUUUCGUGGGCUUUCCAACAACUCUACCUGUCCUUCCAGACACACCUGUAUAUCCGCUCGCUCCAAAAUGAAUACCUCCACCAUGAGUCGACUAGCGCCCUCACUUUCGCGAUUCGUGAGCUGCCGGACCGUGGCUCCUGUGUCAAAAUCCUUCCGACCUCAAGCAUAUCAAAACAUUUGUGUGCCGAGAAGGUGUUUUUCGGCCAAGUCAAGCUUGUUUGCCAAAAAGUACACCGAGGAUCAUGAGUGGAUUGAAAUUGACACCGAUGGAGUUACUGGCACGAUUGGAAUCACCAAGUACGCUGCCAAAGCUUUGGGCGAAGUGGUAUUUGUCGAACUCCCUGAAAUCGACCUCGAAGUUGCACAGGGCGACACGAUUGGUGCGGUCGAGUCUGUCAAGUCGGCCUCGGACAUUUUGACACCAGUUUCUGGAAAGAUCAUUGAGCACAACAAGCUGUUGGAGGAGAAACCCAAGACCAUCAACGACGGACCUGAGGGUGAUGGAUGGAUCGCCAAGAUUGAGAUCACAAAUGCAUCCGAGUUGGAUGCUCUGAUGAGCAAGGAGGAGUACGAUAACUACGAAAAAGAGUAAAUACCUUGAUAUGCGAUUGGGGUGUUUUCCCUUGUAAGUCGUCGGCACCGAUUCAACACGGGAGGAAUGUUGUUAAGAAGUUACAUUACAAUACAUGACGAUUGCUAGGUAGCCUAGCAUGGAGUCAGGCAACGAGUGGCCUUGAAAGUACAGUUGCCAAUCAAACGAUGAAUCCUCGGCGCUGGCCGGGUUUCCUGCACUGCAUUGACUUGCUUCCUCCUCGACUUUGUGAGUCUUUACUCAAUUCUCUGGUCCUGCUCGCCAGAUUGGCCGUGCAAGCCACUGACACUGGCAUCGUCGAUUUUGUGUCGAUGAGCCUCGGGGUUGAUCUCCAUGUCGGACUCAAAGCCAUCAUCACUGUCAGCCUCACCCAAGUAGGCACUCUUGCUGGCAUCCAUAGGCUCAUAUUUAUCUCCCUCGGCUGC